CCGUCGAAAUGUAUACCUGAAAAUACAGCAACAGAAACCACAAUGAACAAUCACAACAUAAAAAUAUCGAAUUUCUCGAACGCCGAAACCGUCACCUACCCCAUAAUCAAGCUAACCGGCAGCGUCCAAUUCGACGCGAACAUCUUCUGCGGCAUAUCCAAGGACAAGCGCGUCAUACUGCACCAAAACGACCAGAACACUUCCACGUCCAGCGAUCUCGUCGACAACAACUUCAAGUUCCUGGUGCAGCUGAGCAACGGCAAGAACCUCAUCACCGUGCAGUAUUGCUGCGAGAGCGUCUCCGUGGUGUUGGAGUACUUUCCAGUUGUAUCGGAAAACUCUGUGAUACCGCUGUAUGUGAUAUGCGAGGACCACGACGGGUGUUUCCAGGCUCCUGCGUGGGAAUCGAACACCGUGGAGAGCGCCUGCAGGAGGAUAUCGCUCGCUUCGAAGCUCCUCCAGUGCGUGACGGCUGAGAAAUUGUAUGAGCACGGUUUGGGGAGGAAAACGUUCGGCUUAGACGGGGAUUGUCGGGUGUUUAGAAGCUCUACCAGCACCCAGCAGGCGAGGAAUAUGGGCCAAAUGGAGUUGUGGGAAAGUGUGGGUCGAGAAAUCAUGAAAUCGUCGUUCGCGUCCGAAUGUAAGAAGUAUUUAGCGUUCUUGUCUUGCACUAAAUACCGCGAGGAUAAGUACGAUGAAGAUAUCAUCAAAACCCAUGAUGAUCUUAUUAGUAUAACUGAUGGUUAUGUGGCUUUAGGAGGAGGCGGUUUGGCUCUAUUCGGUACCGCUUGUUUGUACACUUGGCCCGAGAACUUCGAUGAUAUUAUAGCGAAAUUCGAAGACACAACUCCAGUAAACCGAAACCAAUUCCUAGACGACAGCUGUUACAGGGGGACAUUAGGGGGUUGUUUCUCCACCACAUUGGGCUCAGUUCUUCACGAGCUCUUCCACACUUUCGAUCUCGGACACACCGAAGAUGGCAUAAUGGGCAGGGGCUUCGAUAACAUCUACAAAGUGUUCACUUUGUCGAACAAAUCCGGGGACAAUCCGAGCGCUUUUCCGGUGAAAAUCGAAUUCAAAGAGGAGUUCGAAGCCGACAGUUUGGUGGAGAGGCUGAAAACCGAGAACAAAAAGAAGGAGUUUACCGUUAUUAGGAAAUUCGAAGACGUUGACGAUACGGUGUUGAGCAGGAGUUGCGCGGUUAUUCUCUGCUAUCAUAAAUGGUUCAACCAGACGCCCAAACAAUCGUCACUUCUAUCGUUCGAUCCAUCGAACAAACUAAUAAAAUCUACAUCGGGAAUCAGGGUGGUGGAAGUGAGAAGCAUCGAUAGGGAGUUGGUGUUGAACAGUUGGGUGUUCGACGGGCGCAUUUUGAAGUUCUCCUUUCAACUUCCGCGAAUCGAAGUGGCCGAUGAAAAUUGCCUGAUCUUCGUCGAGGAUACGGUCGGGUGCAUCUUGAAAGAAAAAUUCAAAACCGACCGGUUUUAGAUGUGAUACGUCAGUUGUCAAUGUCGCGCGUGCCAAAAAUAUCUUCUGUUUGUAAGGGAAAAUAAAGAUAAUUCAUGAGUUAAGACGGUCGUUUGGUUUACUAUAUCAGUUACUGGUUCUUGCACCAAUUUGUUUUGCACCACUUAUAUACAGGGU
Messenger RNA from Phyllotreta striolata, 1644 nucleotides. The record is from the annotation of a GenBank genome assembly. NCBI's taxonomy places the organism in Eukaryota, Metazoa, Arthropoda, Insecta, Coleoptera, Chrysomelidae.